AUGCCACAAUCCAAAAGUAUCGGGUCUACAACCACCAAAGUUCUUAGGAUACUCGCUACGGCAUACAUAUGGACUGGCGUUUCGUCGUUCGUUCUGCCUCCUCACAAGCGGGCGCUGGUUCCUUUUCUCACGCGGAGUGAGGAAUACUACUGUCGUCAGCUAGCCGAUAGUGGGUUUCAAUGCUGGCAACUGAAUAAGCUCUCAUCACAAAAUGGAAGGGAGACAAGAUUAUACGAAGGCACAACAGAGACGGAGUCGUCUUCCAGUGUGACAUCUGAUGCGGGAAAUGAAUUGAUUGCUCGCUCCACCAAUGGUGCAACAGAGACGGACUCCUCCAGUGUGACAGCUGAUGCGCGAACAGCAUUGAUUGAUCGCAUGUCCACGAAUUCCCAAUCCUUGACCCUCAAUGGUGCCAAUACGAAUAAUGUAAACGGAUCGAACAAUGUAAACGGAUCGAACGGAGUUUCUACAACCACCGAUGGUCCGCCACGGAUACAGUUGGAGGAUAUACCACAACCUACAGCCAAUGGAGGAUUUACUCAUACGAAUGCCAGUCGGGCUAAGAUUGGUGCUGCCAACAAGGGAAAGACGCCGUGGAACAAAGGAAAGGCUAGAUCGGAAGAAGUCAGAGCUAGAAUUGCUGCAGGAGUGCGAGCUAAGAACCGUGAGCGAUUCUUAGAAAAGCUCAAAGCACAAGGCAUAACCGAAGAAGAAUACAAUGCUCAAGAAGCAGCAAAAAAAGCGAAAAAGGAAGCUGAAACGAAUGCUCGACGAACUGCAAAGGGAGGGUUCCGGCCGAGCGAAGAAACAAAGGCAAAGAUAUCAAAAAUAUUGAAAGAAAAGCAUGCAAAAGGAGAAAUCAAACCUCGUACGGUCGAUCCCAGCAAGGUUAGGAGGGGUUUCACGCAUUCGGAAGAAACUCGGGCCAAGAUAUCAGCCUCGCUAAAGAAACGAUGGGCUACCGAUGAGGAAUAUCGAGAAAAGAUGAAGGAAGGAGCAAAAAAAAGUAGUUCAUCAGAGGAAACGCGUAAACGGAUAUCCGCAUCACUUAAGAAAAAGUGGAAAGACCCAGAAUUUCGCACUGCAAUGAUGGCCAAACUUGCAGCAGGAGGAAGAGGAGAGACUGGCCAGAAACAAAGCGAAGAGAAAAGAAAGAAGAUUUCAGAAACCAUGAAGAAAAGAUGGCAGAAUGAAGAGUACCGGAAGAAGCUUCUGGAUUCAAUUGCCAACAGAAAAGCACCUGCAAAGAGGAAGAAAAAGGAAAAGAAGGGUGUUACCAAGGGUUCUGCUACGAAACUUGAACAGAUUUCGAAGUUGAAGCCUCUGGAGACUGGUGGAGAACAUUCAUCAAAGAAGAAGCGAAAGAAGAAAGUUGUCUUUGCCAAAAGCGAGGAGGAUGUCUUUCAGGCACGGCGGCCAAAACCGAAGGUGACAAAGAAGCCACCCGCCAAGAAAGAGCGAAAGAAGAAAGAGGCCGAUGGUAGUGUGAAUCGUUUGAAAGAAGAAAGCCGGGAAUUGUUCGAUCUUUUGUAUGGGGACGAAGACCAAUUUGAUGACGUUGAUGAAGCUUCCAAACCUAUUCAACGGAAACCUGCCUUCUUUGAUUUUGGUGACGAAGACCUUGAUGCCUUUGAUCCCUACGGCUUGGAAGACUACUAG
Molecule: messenger RNA, 1659 nt
Organism: Cylindrotheca closterium
Lineage: Eukaryota; Bacillariophyta; Bacillariophyceae; Bacillariales; Bacillariaceae
Source: the annotation of a GenBank genome assembly